AUGUCCGACUCGACCCUUUAUCUCUACACCUCCCUUACUGCGGGGUCAUCCCACAUCGUCACCGCCACUGCUCGAUUGGAGACCAUCCUGAAGGCCAACAAGCUCCCGUUUCGCGCAAUUGACGUCGCCACCGACGAUGCCGCUCGUAAACUCUGGGGUCGUCGCUCCAAGGGCAAGAAAUUGCCCGGUCUGGUGAAAUUCGGCACAGUGGUCGGCGACCUAGAGGAAAUCGAAGAAUGGAACGAGUACGGUGAGCUGCGGAUGCAGGUGAACAGCGUCGAAGACUUCGACAGCAUGCCCGCCACCAGCUACCCAGCUCCCGCCACUCAGACCGACACCGGCGCAUUCACCCCCACCCCCGAGUCGGCCGCUCCGAAGCAGAGCACGAUCAAGAUCCAGAAUCCCCCUGCCAAGGAAGCGCAGAAGGAUGACUCCAUUACUGUUGCAUUACGCCAGGCCAGCGAGGAGGCGGCUACCAAGGCUAAGGAGAACAGCGCGAAGCCUGAGAAGGCGCCCGCAGCUACGGAAGAGCCCAGCCCGCAGCCGCCUGCCCCUGCCGAUGCCGCCGCCAGCACAGACAAGAAAAAAGAUGGCGCAGACUCAGUACGUCGGAAAUCAUUGGUUCCUGAAGAUGCGGAGAGUCUGAAGCGUCCGCCUCUCAUCAUACCAGAGGUUGCUGCGGUCUCCUCUGCCAACAUUCAUGCUGAUAACGCCCAAGCUCUAGGGUUGGUGGAACACCACCGUGGCUCCAUAAUUUCGGCCACAUCUCCGGAAGAGCAGGAAAAGGUCAAGCAGGACUUGCGCAAAUCCAUCUCUGGCGGUCGUCAAGAGAUUCUUGAUGCCCUGAAGAAGGAGAAGGCGGAGCAGGGUGCUCAGGACGAACCUAUCGAGGAGGAGCCCGCAAUCGAAGAUGAACCCGACGUCAAGGAUACGGAAGCCAAGAAACAAGAAUAA
Messenger RNA from Aspergillus affinis, 954 nucleotides. RefSeq lists its product as uncharacterized. The record is from RefSeq and is a predicted model, not a curated record. Bases 1 to 954 code for a protein of 317 amino acids. The transcript is spliced from 2 exons. Gene Ontology annotation, cellular component: cytoplasm. NCBI's taxonomy places the organism in Eukaryota, Fungi, Ascomycota, Eurotiomycetes, Eurotiales, Aspergillaceae.